Messenger RNA from Pelagomonas calceolata, 1092 nucleotides. The record is from the annotation of a GenBank genome assembly. NCBI's taxonomy places the organism in Eukaryota, Pelagophyceae, Pelagomonadales, Pelagomonadaceae.
UUGUGCAUUGCUCACACGCCUAGACUCCUAAAGCAGCAGCCUGCAGGCUGCGCACUCUGCACGCCAUCGCGCAGAGCGACGACAGCGAUGGCCUUCGCCCAGAACAUCCGCCACCUCGCCCGUAAAGCAGCCGCCGUUACAACAAUCACGACGGCCUCAUGCGAAGACGCGCCGACGCUCCGCGAAUGGCUCGAGAAGGACACCUUCAGCGCGGCCUUCUCCCAGGGCUUCGGCUGCGAGGCGGCGUCGAUUGGGGUCGCUCUAGGACUGGCGGACGGCGUCGGCGGGCCGCGCCAAUUGCGCAAGCGUUUGGACGGCGUCGCCGGGGCGUCAAGCGGUGCGAAGGUCGCUGCCGUCUUAGCGGCGCCGAACUGCCCGCUGGAGGCCUUCGAGGCCCUGGUGAAGCGCAUGCGGUUUCGCGACGCUCUGUUGGACUUCGACGACUUGGCUCUAUAUGAGGGCGGCUGGGCUAGACUCUCGACGUUCCGGAAGCACUUCUCGGGGCUCGUGGGUGGGCGCGACGUCCAGAGUUUAGAUAUGUUGCCCUUCUCUACGACAGCAUUCGACCUUAAGAGCAUGCGCUCAGACAUCCUGUCGGAGGGCCCGCUCGAGCUCGUGUGCUUUGCCUCGGGAGCGUUUCCUCCCUUAUUCCCGCCCGUGCACAUCGGCUCAUCACUAUACACGGACGUGGCCUUCUUCACGGACGCGUCGGGCUGCCGCGGACUUCAGACGUCUCCAGAGUCGCGCGUGCUGCAGGUCUGCCACGCCGACGUGCCCUUCAACGGGCCCUGGGUCGUCGAGUCGCCCUCGUCUUUAGGUGUGCGCGAGGUCUGCUCCGUCGUUUUAACAGGAAACACGCGCGUCGUGCCGCUGCCGCCCGGCGCGCGGGUCCGCGUCGCCGCGGCGCUGGACGGGGCGCGCGAGGCCGUCGUCGCCGCCUUGGACCGGCCGCUGGAGCGCGUGGCGCCGGGCCACUACGUCUGCCGCGUGUCUCCCAAAAAACGCGUCGCCGGCGCCGUGGACGCGCUGGCGCUGUCGGCGCUCGUCGCCGGCGUGGCGGGGGCGGUCGUGGGGGUUUUGCGGCGGCGGUGA